AUGGCCAACUCUGGCUUCCAGCUCCUGGGCUACUUCCUGGCGCUGGGGGGCUGGGUGGGCAUCAUUGCCAGCACAGCCCUGCCCCAAUGGAAACAGUCCUCGUAUGCGGGAGAUGCCAUCAUCACAGCAGUGGGCCUCUACGAGGGACUCUGGAUGUCCUGUGCCUCUCAGAGCACCGGCCAGGUGCAGUGCAAGCUCUAUGACUCUCUGCUCGCCCUGGACGUUCACAUCCAGACGGCACGAGCUCUCAUGGUGGUCUCUGUGCUCCUGGGCUUCAUUGGGGUGGUCAUCAGUGUGGUGGGCAUGAAAUGCACCCGGGUAGGAGACAAUAACCCCGUGACCAAGGACCGGGUCGCCAUCUCGGGAGGUGCCCUCUUCGUCCUGGCAGGGCUCUGCACAAUGACUGCAGUCUCCUGGUACGCCACUCUGGUAACCCAGGAGUUCUUCAAUCCCAGCACACCGGUCAAUGCCAGGUAUGAGUUUGGGCCAGCACUGUUUGUGGGCUGGGCAUCUGCCAGCCUCAUCAUGCUGGGGGGCUCCUUCCUCUGCUGCACCUGUCCUGAAAGAGAGAGACUCAGCCCCCAGCAACCCUAUCGAGCUGGGCCUGCCUCUGCAGCUGCUCGGGAGUAUGUCUGA
This is a messenger RNA of Vombatus ursinus (common wombat), 636 nucleotides long. Its product is annotated as claudin-19. Lineage: Eukaryota; Metazoa; Chordata; Mammalia; Diprotodontia; Vombatidae. The record is from RefSeq and is a predicted model, not a curated record. Gene Ontology annotation, biological process: cell adhesion; bicellular tight junction assembly. The transcript is spliced from 4 exons. Gene Ontology annotation, cellular component: bicellular tight junction; plasma membrane. Gene Ontology annotation, molecular function: structural molecule activity. The coding region runs from base 1 to 636 and encodes 211 amino acids.